Molecule: messenger RNA, 2642 nt
Organism: Wyeomyia smithii (pitcher-plant mosquito)
Lineage: Eukaryota; Metazoa; Arthropoda; Insecta; Diptera; Culicidae
Product: probable G-protein coupled receptor Mth-like 14
Exons: 6
Coding region: 480-2312 (610 amino acids)
Molecular function (GO): G protein-coupled receptor activity
Source: RefSeq, a predicted model, not a curated record
GAAGCGGCAGCAAGUGUUAUCCCCUGUGCCUGUCUCGGAUGCCGAUCCGAUCAGCGGUCACUCAACCAGAUUUACUCACUUCGUAAUUCCCAUUUCAAUGCGGAUGAAGCAAUUCCAAAUUACCUCAUACCGUCUAGUGCUUCGGACAGGUUUACUCAUUUGGUGAAAUAUGUGUGUGACGAACGCGGAUUGAUAAUUUCAUAACGUUUCGCGCGGUCAGUCUUUUAGCGAAUUCUGAAUACGUACGUAGUGAUCGGACCAACCGGUGUGUGUUUGUCUUUUUGACCUAAUUGAUAGUUGAUUGUUGAGUUCUGGCUGUUAUCUGAACGACAGUGCAAUCUACGCGGGAGCGAGCGGUAAAAAAAAACACACGCUGAACUGAGAAUUGAUUAUCAUAUGCAAACAGGCGUAACGUAAGGUGUGAAGUGACUGAGCUUGGAUUUGGUUACCCGUAAAAUUUAUUAGCAGUUGUACUUGAAAUGUCGCCGCUGUUCAUUGCUGUGCUGUUGGUUAAGGGUAGUUUGGCGAUCCCGGAACUCCAGGAAGGAAGCGGUGAUUACGAUGUGGUAGAAGUUAUCGAUGAUAGGAAACCGCCGCGCCCGGUUCCCUCGGAUGAUGAAGUGUUGGAUCCGAUUACUGUGGAUGAAUACUUCUAUUCGGACGAUGAUGACGAUUACAUUUCGAAGGAGCUCAACUCUACCUCUAAAGAACCGAUCGUUGAAAGUGAUAUCUCCACUAAAAGCUCAAGUAAAGAAGUUGGUGGUAGUGAUGAUACAGCUUUUCGAUUAGAUUUGUUACAAGCUAUUGAUUUCAACGGGAACACCACGGAAAUUGAUCCUGGAUUAAGUGAGGUUGGUUUGCGCAAAAUCGACUUAGAGGAAGCGCCAGCCGACUGCAAUGGUUACAAGAAAUUAUCAACCCAACCACGCUUCGUGAACGCCAGUUACAACGUUAUCAGAAAGUGCUGCCCACGGGGGGAAAGCUUCAAAGUAGGCGAUAAGAGCCACAAGCAUGCCGCACAGUGCGGGACUGGUGAACCGUGGGGUCCCUUCCAGGUGCAGGCGAUCAGUGCACAGUUCUACAAGGAUUGCAUCGAAGAUCUCGAGUUGGAUCCCCCGGCGCUGGGAUUGGUGUACGGUAAUCCUUGUCCGGUAGAGGGUGGUUUGGUGCGCUUCGGGCAGGACUCGAAGGAUGGCCUGUUUGUGCUGCAGAACGGAUCACUGCUGGUGAUCUACGAGCUGGUUGAAGAGUUCGACAUUUUCAGCAGUUAUUGCUUGGAUGUGGACAGGACUAGUGGGUCGCUUAAUGCGUACGUUUGUCCAUCGGAGAUUCGCAUCGGGAGAGAUAUUUUCAAGGGACAGAUGGUGGCGCUGGCGUUGUGUUUGGUAUUCGCGAUUCCGCUGCUGCUGGCGACGGCAUUUUUAUACGUGGAAAUUCCCGAAUUCGAUAACAUCCACGGAAAGGCACUCUCGCUGAAUUGUGUCAACUUUGCUAUCGCCUUGCUGCUGGAGAGUAUUUUUCAACACAAGAGCAAAGGUCACGGAUCGACCGAUGAUACUAUCGUGUUAGCUAAUUAUGCUGAGUAUUUUAUACUAGCCACCUUCUUCUGGCUGCUGGUGAAUUGUAUGAACAACUGCAUUCAUGCUUGGUACUUCUUGCCGAAAGGAAUCCAGAUUCAAAUGGGUGGUGAAAAACGCACAUUUGCUUUGUAUGCUGCAUUUGCUCAAUUAGUUCCACUGGCUAUUAUACUAUGUCAUCCACCUAAUGGAGAUCCACAGGUCCUCAAACACUAUUUCUUCAUUCCAAUCAUGGUCGUAAUCGUCCUCAACAUGGUCAGCUUCGUCAUCACGUUCUGGGGCUUCCACCGGGUUAGCAAUAUUCUGAUCCAGCACUACAUUCUGCGAGGUCGGCUUAGUACCGGUGGCGAAGCUGCUGGUGCCGUUUUAUCCCAGCUGCCCAACAUUAGAAAAACGGACGUGGAAAGAGUCAAAUAUAUGACAAAAUACACCGCCAUGCUGUUCGUGGUGAUGGCCGGAAUCUGGAGCAUCACGAUCGCUACCUACUACUCGACCCGAACCAUUCCCAUCCUGUACGACAUUUUGUUCGGACUGCAGGGUAUUCUUAUUUUCAUCAUUUUCAUCUGCCUGCCGAGACCGUUCCGGACGGUGAAAGCUUGGUUCCAGCGAAAGCAGUACUGCGGCUGCCGGGAAAACGAGAACACCGUUAGCUUGAGACGGCAUAACGCUUCGUACCGAGCGAGCAGCAACGGAAACAAGGAAGGCGUUCCGUUGAACAAUGUGGUGUCCUCCUAAGUGCCAUGCAAUACCAUUACGAGAGUGCAAAGCUUUUCGGUCUCUUACGUUCGAAUUUCACUUUUUAUUUAUAUUCCUAGAGUUGCUGCAGGAGAAGCAAAAUAUGAUAAGCUGAUAGGUACAAAUAACAGCGUUUAGUGGUACGCAAAUCAUUCAGACUAUUCUUCCCAAAAUUGAUAGUAGUGAAUGAUAGUCGAGUAUAUUUUAGCUGAUAGACUAUGUGUAGGACCACAAAAUACUUUAAGAUUUCAGGACAGCCUAAAAUGUUGAGGCAAAUUUUCUAUUUUUUGAGCAAUUGUAUACGAUAAUAAAAAUUGUUUUUAACAAAGA